Bipolaris sorokiniana ND90Pr is the source of this 1746-nucleotide messenger RNA. RefSeq lists its product as uncharacterized. Bases 1 to 1746 code for a protein of 581 amino acids. NCBI's taxonomy places the organism in Eukaryota, Fungi, Ascomycota, Dothideomycetes, Pleosporales, Pleosporaceae. Gene Ontology annotation, molecular function: FAD binding; oxidoreductase activity. The record is from RefSeq and is a predicted model, not a curated record. The transcript has 2 exons.
AUGCUGUCUUCAUUCUAUACCGCAUUGGCACUACAUGCAGCGCUAAGCUCUGCAGCUCCGCUUGUUACUGGUCUGGACAAUUGCAAGGUGAUCCCAGGCGACAAGAAAUGGCCAAGUAUGCAGACUUGGGCCCAUUUGAACCAGACUGUCGGGGGCAGAUUGAUUGCAACGACACCCAUUGCGGAAGUGUGUCAUGUACCCAAUUUUGACAAGACACAGUGUACAAAGUUGAGCAGUAAAUGGGGCGUUGCAUCUCUCGUUGUUCCUACACCAGCAGAGUUUAUGUCUAUUUGGUUCCAAAACAACACAUGCACGCCUUUUGGCGCCUCGUUAGCACCGUGCGACCUUGGUAAUCGCGCCAGCUACUCCAUCAAUGUGCAGUCUGCGGAAGACGUGCAACAAGGACUAAAAUUUGCACAAAAGCAAAAUGUCCGCCUCGUGGUGAAGAACUCAGGCCACGAUUUCUUCGGGAAAUCCACCGGCAAGGGUGCCCUCUCGCUGUGGGUUCACAACCUUAAAGACAAAAUUGUCAUUCCCCAAUACCAGUCAUCGUACUAUACCGGCCCGGCAGUUCAGAUCGGUGCUGGUGUUUCGGGAGGCGAGGCUGCCAGUUUUGCCGCCGAUAAUGGGUACCGCGUUGUAGUAGGGUCCUGUCCCACUGUCAAAGCUGCAGGUGGUUUCACUCAAGGUGGAGGCCACUCUUUUCUUACCGGAAUAUAUGGAUUCAGCGCAGACAAUGUCCUUGAGUGGGAGGUCGUCACUGCAGCUGGUGAACAUGUUACCGCGACACCUACCAAUGAGUAUGCUGACCUUUACUGGGCACUGAGCGGAGGCGGCGGAGGAACAUAUGCGGUAGUCAUCUCCAUGAAGAUCCGUGCUUACCCCGAUGGCAACGUUGCAGUUGCCUCUUUGUCCAUUAGCGUGGCCAACUCGGGAAGCGUUGAUACGUAUUGGAAUGCUGUUGAGGCCUACCAUGUUGAGUUACGACGUCUUGUAGACCGAGGUUUUGUUGCUGAAUACUCGCUCUCCAAUGAUUCCGUCUAUCUUUUUGGCAUGAUGGCACCAGACCACACCUCUGAGACUCUUCGCGCAGCUAUGGUACCCAUGGUCUCGGCCCUGAGCUCCAGCAGCUCGUCGUUCCUCACUGCGGAAUCAGUAAACCUUCAGAUCACGCACCGCGAUAGCUAUCACGGGGCUUAUGCCGCCACAGUUGAGCCGCUCAUGGCUGGUAUUUCGCUUGCACCUGCUAUUGCAGGACGCUUCCUCCCACGCUCCGUGAUUGAAUCAAACAGUACCGCAUGGCACGCUGCGCUAAGAGAAGUGACUUCAAUCAGCAAUGGCCGCUACGCCUUGGCUGUAACCGCACUCAACGCGCAGAACAAUAAUUGCAGCACGCCUGUCGCAGCCAAUGCGGUGCAGCCCAAUUUCAAAGACGCCUUUAACAGUAUCAUUAUCAGCCCAAAGUGGGACAACACUGAGCCAUGGAGCGAUGCAGGAAAGUUGUUAGAUGAGCUUGAGACUACCGUCAUGCCCAUCCUGGAAAAGGUCACACCUGGUGCUGGCGCAUACAAGAAUGAAGCCAGCUGGGCUCAGAAAAACUUCCAAGAAGCCUUUUAUGCAGGAACCUAUCCUAGACUGCGGGAAAUCAAGUCAAAAUACGAUCCCAAUGGUAUAUUUUAUGGUCUCACGACAGUCGGCAGUGAACUUUGGGUGUCGGAUUCUCAAGGAAGGCUAUGUGCAACAUGA